This is a messenger RNA of Staurois parvus, 475 nucleotides long. NCBI's taxonomy places the organism in Eukaryota, Metazoa, Chordata, Amphibia, Anura, Ranidae. The record is from the annotation of a GenBank genome assembly.
AUGGGCCCCUGUACCGCCUCCUCAUGCUGCUGCCAGGCCCGUAAUCUGCCAUGGGCCCCCGUACCUACUCCUCAUGCUGCUGCCAGGCCCGUAAUCUGUCAUGGGCCCCUGUACCGCCUCCUCAUGCUGCUGCCAGGUCCAGAGUGUGUCAUGGGUCCCUGUACGGCCUCCCAUUGCUGCUCUCUCCAUCGCCACACUCUGCCAUGUGCCACUUUCAGGUCUCCUCACACUGCUGGUGGUUUCCAUUUUUGUCAUAGGGUGCUGUAUGGCCUCCCAUUGCUGCUGCCUCCACCGCCACACUGUGGCUCCACACUCUGGUUUUGGCCCCGUGACUGCCCAAAUGAGUGAAGUGUGCGGUGAUUCUAAGAUCGACGGCACUCAUCUGCAUGUCAUACUGACUGACAGUAUUAUUUCUCUUCCCCAGCAGACUCCAAGGGCAUUUAAAUUAAAGGUACAGUGUUCUGCACUAAUAUAA